UUCAAUUCAAAAAGAGCUUUCCUGCCAGGGAGGGUUUCCGAGCCGCUUUCUUGGUGUUCUUCUCUCUUUUUUUCUUUUUUUCUUUCCUCUGUCCUCUCGUUUUGUUUUCGGUCGACCCCGUUCGUUUUCACGCUUCGUUUUUUUCCGCGCUCGCUAUAAAAUUCUCUCGCACUUCCAAACGUCAGUCCCCCCUUUCGAUUUCAACUCGAAUUUUUUUAGUUUCUCGACUUCGAAAAAAAAAAAAAAAUCUCCGAAACCUCUGUCGCUCUCCACUUGUGUCUAUUCCUAUCAGGAUCCUAACCUGAAAACACGAAUUUAAAAUUGUACAGUUCGGCUCAAAAAUAAGUAUAAAAUAUUUUUCGUAACCUAGUGCGUGUAAAAAAAAAUCAAAUUCUCCCUCCUCAUCUGAACCGGAAAACCGUCGUUAUUUUUUGGUUUUUAUUUACUCAUAAACGAAAAUGAUUGUGUGACCUGGAUAGAAAUUUAGCUAAAACGUGUGUGCGUGACGAACUCACCGAAAGGACACCGAAUCAGGAUAUUUUAUACGCCGAAAAAAUUCAACCAGUGCUUGGACCGUGUUCGAAGAAUCCGAUUUCAAAACAAUUUCGGGAUGUUUCUGAGUGUGUGAUUUUGAAGGCGGUCGAUCCCGCGUGAUCGCCCGGAUUUCGAAUGUCGGAGUUCGUGGUCCGAGAAUCGGAUUUCGACGAGGAAGCUCAAACAGCCCAGCAAGAUGCCCCGGUGCCUGAUGGCUAAAAAGUGGAAGGGCUACCCGUGGCCGACGGAGAACGCCAGCCCUCAUGUGGAGACCGCGCUGGAAGAGGAGGAGGAGGAGAUCGACGUUGUCACCGUCAACAAUGGCACGUCGCCCAUGCCGGCCACCGUCUGGGGGCCCUCCAGCCCCACCGAGGGGGCCACCGCCCCCAGCCCCCCGCCGUGCCCCGACUCCGGCAGGAUAUCAGUCCAUUGUAAUGGGUACGUUCAAGACCUGUCCCACUACAGUGCAUUCCUGCCGCGGGAGCCCUGCUCGCCGCCUCCGAGCUAUGUGACCCUGCAAACGGCCAGCGUGACCGCAACGGCAGCAACAGUCAUAGCCACAACCGCAACCGCCGCCCCUACCUCCCCGCCGCCCGCUCAACCACCUAUAUCAGCGCGGACGAAAUCCCUGGCGAUGUGCUUCACGAGCACCGGCGCCGCCCUCUCCCUCCCGCCGAAGAAGAAGGACAUCUACCGACCCUACUCCUUGGACGACCGACCCUCCUGGCGCCCCGCCGAAGAGGACCUCUCCGCCGCCCACGCUAUCCUCGACCUAAGCGCCUCGCCACCCGCACCCGCGGCCAAACCGCCCGCGGGUAAAACCGUAGCCUACACCUACGAAGCCUUCUUCGUGAGCGACGGCCGCUCGAAAAACAAACCUGUGAGCCCGGACAUCCCCGACCAAAAACCGAGGUACACUUGCUCCGAGUGCGGGAAGCAGUACGCGACCUCCUCGAACCUCUCCAGGCACAAGCAAACCCACAGGAGUUUGGAUUCCCAGUCGGCCAAGAAGUGCAUGACCUGCGGGAAGGCUUACGUCAGCAUGCCUGCGUUGGCGAUGCACCUGCUGACGCAUAAGUUGACGCACGCUUGCGGGGUCUGCGGGAAGAUGUUCUCAAGGCCGUGGCUACUCCAGGGUCACCUCAGGUCGCACACGGGUGAGAAACCCUACGGCUGCGCACACUGUGGGAAGGCCUUCGCUGAUAGGUCAAACUUGAGGGCGCACAUGCAAACCCACUCCACGGAUAAGAACUUCGCUUGCUCCCGGUGUCAUAAGACGUUCGCACUCAAGUCGUAUUUGAACAAACAUUUAGAGUCAGCAUGCCUUGUCGAGUCGUCGGAAGAGGCCAAGCCAAUUAUGCCUCUGAGUGACCACAAUUCCCAGUAUUAUUCGCCCAUAGUCUCGUAAUUCGAAUGGAUGUUUUCUUUGAGAUCUGUUCCGAUUUUCUUGUCCUCUUUUGGAUUUAAUUCUAGUCACGUGCUCAAAGGAUGUUUAAUGUUGAAACAUUUUUAUUCGUGUAUUUUCAGACUUUUUGAUCUUUAGAUUUUCGUGAGGAUCGGUGGUUUCCUCGACAUGUCCCCCUCCAGUUUCGUAGAUCGAAAAAUGCCGAGACGGAAAAACUGAGGCCUUCGAUUUAAGUUCUUCCAACAGUGAUAGUAUUAUCUGAAAGAAGAGACGGGAUUAUGUUUUCAAUGGAAUACCAUUGAUUCACACCGAUUAUCAUUUCUAGUCAAUAAUCGCAAGAAGAUAUUUUCCUCCAGAAAUUAAUGUUUUGAGAUUCUCAAUUUCUUAUGUUUGUUCUUUUUUUUCUUCAAUUCCAAUGCUUGGUCUCAGUCUCCGUACAUUCCGUUGCUAAUAACCAAGACAAUUUUGAACAUGGCGAAAUCUGUGUUUACUUAUUUUUCAACGAUUGAAUACAAAAAUUAUGGUUACUUUUACCAUUAUUAAAACUAAUCUGGACCGAUUCAUGGAACAUUUUCUACACCAAAUUAACUUUUUUUCAAUAAAUUAGUGAUUGUCUUCUUUACCGUCCAAGUCUAGUCAGAGGUGAAAGUAAAAUAAAUCGCUAGUCCAAUAUUUUUGAAGUAGCAUUGAAACUUUGAGUCAAAUGGCCAAACAUUUUGAAAAUGUCAUUAUUCACGAGCGAAAAAUAUUUGUUUUGGCUAACUUAAUGGUAGGUAAUCAAGGUUUUUUUUAUUUAUUUAUUAAUAUUUUUGUUGCAGCGGUUACAUACUUACAUGUAUUUGCUUAAAAUUAUAAUUUGGUCAAUACAUUCUGUACAGUAGUUUUUAAGCUUUUGGUACGUCUACGAUUUCCCGGUGCAUAAAAAGUAUUACAAUUCAAAAGAUUACAUACAUUUUUCUCAUCUUUUUCAAAUAGGUACUCACAUAUUUUUAGUAAAGUAAACGUAAAAGAUUUCAGCUGAAACAUUCGUUUCUCAAACACCUUUUUUUAAGUUUCACAAUGAAGAUCUAAACUUUUCAUAUAAUUUAUUUUAUGAUUUGCUUAGCUUUGGACUCUAACAUAAUUUUUUCGACUACGGGCAUUUGCUAGCAAUCUAAAGGUUGAUCUAUACUACAAAAUUGGAGAAAAGCAAAAAUAAAAAAAAAAUCAAGAUUUUCUCUGCCUUUCAAGUUCUGCUUGCACUAAUUAAUCUGAUUGAUAUCAUCAUGGUAAAAUUGUUUCGUCUCAAAUACCGGAUGGAUAUCAAAAGCUUAUGAGUCAAAAUCAUUUGAUCCUUUUUUAAAUUUACUUAAUGACCUACUUGAAAAGAGGGGUUUGAUGUUCCGGUUUUCAGCUGAAAUAUUUAUUUUUGGUAUUUGUAAUGAAAUCAUUCUGUCAAGUCGUACUCUAUUAUAUAUUUACACUUUAGCUACAGUUAAGAGUUUCUCUCCGUCCAAUAAAAAAGCCAAUGAAAUGAAAAAUCAACAAAAACCUUAAUUAGUACCAACCUUCUUUAAAAAAUAAAGCUGACCAUUUACAGUCAAUUGUAGUCAGACCCUCAGUCAAUAUUGUGAAGGGAAAAAAGUCACGAAUUCCUCCUGAAAAAUUGGAGAAAACGGGAAAGAACGGAUUAUGUCAUAAAAUUAUUACUUAGGUAUUCCCUCCAAACUGAGGGCAUAUUUUUACUACUUUGAACAAUUUUCAAAGAUAGGCUCAAAAAAUUUCAUAUCACCUUUGAAAUUCGUUAAUUUGAACGUUACAAUUCCGCUCAUAGCGCUUAAUAAAGGUUACGUUACUGGUUGAUAAUUUAAUAAUCCGUCAACUUCAUUCAUAUUUCUGUAGAUAGUUUUUCUUUUUGUCUUAUAAAUGGCAUCGAAGAAAGUCCCUAAUUUUUCAAUUGAUCACGUUCAAAAAAGAAUGCUACCCAUGUGGAAUUUCCACUGGCAGUAUUACCUUCCCGAGAAAUGAUGCAACCAAGUGCCAGGAGCACCACAAACAAUUUCCAUAUUUAAUUUCAAUUAUGAGUAACCAAUUUUUCUAAAAAUGUUUUCUUGACUUUUAAAAUCAGAUAGUUCCGAUCUGUUAAUUCUCUAAGCUCUAAUGUGCGAAAUUUUUCCCUUUCGUUUCCCUAAUUACUCUAGUCAAAUUCUUGUCAGCAUUAUUGCAACGAUUGCAAUUUUUACUCGUUCAUUUUAGUUUAAUUUUUUUUCUUUAGAGUGUCCUCAAAUCAAGCUACCGUUUCCAGAAACAAGAAUCGAAAACGUAUAAUUUAGCAAAGUCAGUAUUGCGUUUCUAGUAUUUAUUUAUUUAUCGUAUUUUUAAACAAAGUAGUAUUAGUUGAAACAUACUUCAAACACAUUCCAGUUUGUAAAUCAUUCCAAUGUGCUGAAUUGUUGAAAUCGUUGUAAAAAUUAGGGCAAAACUGACCUUUCAACAAGUUUAGUUAGGUAUCGCUUGAAAUUCUACGAUGAACGCU
This is a messenger RNA of Bemisia tabaci, 4454 nucleotides long. It is a transcript of the gene scrt, whose product is annotated as scratch. The record is from RefSeq and is a predicted model, not a curated record. NCBI's taxonomy places the organism in Eukaryota, Metazoa, Arthropoda, Insecta, Hemiptera, Aleyrodidae. Gene Ontology annotation, molecular function: RNA polymerase II cis-regulatory region sequence-specific DNA binding; DNA-binding transcription factor activity, RNA polymerase II-specific. Gene Ontology annotation, biological process: regulation of DNA-templated transcription.